UUUCCGCACGGAUCUUUAUUCACGUGGCACCGCCCAUGCACAUGUGUAAUCAAGCAGCUGGGUAACUUCUAGAAGAGGUGACGUUAUUACAGCCAGCAGUAAUCUACUGUCACAGCUUCUUUAAACCUUAUAAACAACAUUUACAUAUUUAGAUCCAGCAUGGCUCAACAACAGGACAGCGAUGACGACAUGGACGGGUUUUACGACAAAUUCAAGACCAUGAAAUAUAAAAACGGCUUCAGUGAAGACAACUGGGAGGAGGAGUUUGAUGCAAUCCCUAUGUUCAUGAAAAAAGCCCCUGAAGAGAUUGACCCAAAGAAACACCCAGAACUAGCCUGUCUGCAGGCCAUUAUCCAUGACGAAGAUAGACCUCCAGAAGAGCAAGCAAAGAGCCUGAAAGAUGAGGGCAAUGCAUAUUUCAAGGAGAAGAACUAUGAGAAGGCCAUACUGUCCUACACAGCAGCUUUGAAGAAGAAAUGUGGAGACCAGGAGCUGGACACCGUCAUCCUCACCAACCGGGCUGCAGCACACUUCCACCUGGGUAACAUGCGCUCUGCGUUGAACGAUGCUGCAGCUGCAAAGAAGAUCAAACCAGACCACCUUAAAGCUUUGAUCAGAGGUGCUCAGAGUUGUAUAGAGCUGCGUAACUUUGCAGAGGCCAUCCACUGGUGUGAUGAGGGGCUCAAGGUCCAUCCCACUGACAAGAAGCUGCAGGAGAUGAGAGCAACAGCAGACAAACACAAGAGAGCCGCAGAGAGAGAUGCCAGGAAGGCCAAGAUCAAAGAAAAGAAACUGCAUGGUGAGAAGGAAGCUCUUUUGGCUGCUAUAAAGGAUCGAGGCAUCAAGCUCCUCCAGUCGUCAAAGCCUCAUAAGCGUGGUUCAGACAGCGAGGAUGAGGAUGAAGGCUCCUCAGCAGCGAUAUCACAGCUGAGACUGGACGGCCUCAGCUCUCAGGACGCCACGGGGGCUCAGGUCUUCCUGGACGAGCAGCGCUCUCUGCACUGGCCGGUUCUCUUUCUCUAUCCUGAACACCAGCAGACGGAUUUCAUCUCUGCUUUCUGCGAGAACAACUGUUUCACAGAUCACCUGGCGGUUAUGUUUGGAGAAGAACUUCCACCUUGGGACGCGGACAGAAAAUACCAUUCACAGAAUUUGCAGCUGUACUUUGAAGAUGAGGAGAAGGAGACAUUCUACCGAGUAAACCCAGAGACGUCACUUUUACAAGUGUUGCAACAUAAAAGGUGUUUUGUGAAGGCAGGCACUCCCAGCUUCAUAGUUCUGGCGAAGGACUCGUCAUUCUUGAAGCAGUUUUUAACAGGAAAGAAAAUACGAGGAGUGUAAAAACACAUUGGACUUUAAAUCUUGGGACUUUUAAUACACUGAAUUGUCUUUUCAACCCCAGAGGACAGACUUUGUCCUUGAAAAAGACACAAAGGAAAACAACAAACAAGUCUCUUUUGGUCAAGAGCAGGACACUUCCACCAAAUAUCAGUAUAAAUGAAUAUAAAACAAAUAAAAGUAAUCCAUGUGGAUACUUUGUGUUUCUGUCUGUGCAAAUAUAAACCACAGAUUGCACUUAAUCAGACAAAUAAAUCACAAACAUUAAACAGAACAAAACAUGUGUAAAUAAGUUAUGUAAGUGCUUGUAAAUUUGACUCUAAUUUGAAUUAUGAUAUCAAUGUAUUCAUAUAGCCUAACUAUCAUCAUUAAUUUACACUGGCCAUUGAUGCUAUUGUAUAACAUUACAAUAUCAAUAUGAACAUCUCAAACUUCAAAAUAACUUAAAUUAUGCACUAAUUGAAGGUUAAUUUGUCUCUGUAUAUAAUAAGGUAAAUAGAAAGUGUAACCAGGUGCGUCAUGGCUGACCUUUGGAUGCGCGUCAGGCCGUUUGAAGAGAGUGCGUCUUUAGACAGCGUGCUGGUGUUGGCAGAGACCGAUGAAUGGGGCAGGACGCGUAGCCUUAUAUGGUAUCAUUGGGGCGUUAAUUAUGCUAUUUUACAAUUCUCAUGAACGCACGCUCAUUUAUGCACAGGUGGUAUUCAUCAUGUUUACGCAGGUCAUUUACACGGUUAUCUGAAGUUAGGAGCGUUUGCUGAAUCGGACGUGGCACACUCGUA
Molecule: messenger RNA, 2117 nt
Organism: Sebastes umbrosus (honeycomb rockfish)
Lineage: Eukaryota; Metazoa; Chordata; Actinopteri; Perciformes; Sebastidae
Gene: ttc4
Product: tetratricopeptide repeat domain 4
Exons: 10
Coding region: 160-1341 (393 amino acids)
Molecular function (GO): Hsp90 protein binding
Source: RefSeq, a predicted model, not a curated record